AUGGGUAUCCAAGGCCUUUUCCCGCUCCUCAAGUCCAUCCACCGCACCACCGAGCUCAAGAAGUAUGCCGGCGAGACCUUUGGUGUCGAUGGCUACGGCUGGCUCCAUCGCGGUGCCAUUGCCUGUGCCAUUGAACUAGCCCAGGGCAAGCCCACUCGCAAAUAUGUCGACUUCGCCAUGCACCGAGUCAGGAUGUUCAAGUAUUAUGGUGUCACUCCCUAUUUGGUCUUUGACGGCGACUUUCUUCCCAGCAAGGCCAAGACUGAGUCUUCGCGUGAGCAGCGUCGUGAGCAGAGUCUGAAGACUGGCCUCGAGCUCUUGAAAGCCGGCAAACCCUCGAAAGCCCACCUCGAGCUUCAAAAGGCCAUCGACGUCACCCCGGAAAUGGCUCGUCAUCUCAUCGAAGAACUCAAGAAAGCCGGUGUCCCGUACCUUGUCGCCCCCUACGAAGCUGAUGCCCAGCUCGUCUACCUGGAGCGUGAGGGUGUCAUCAGCGGCAUUGUCUCUGAGGAUUCGGAUAUGCUGGUGUUUGGUGCGCAGCGCCUGUUGACCAAGAUGGAUCAGCACGGUCAGUGUGUUGAGAUUCGGAGAAAAGACUUUUGUUUGGUCCGCGAGAUCUCCUUGACCGGUUGGACGGAUGCCGAGUUCCGGCACAUGGCCAUUCUCAGCGGCUGUGACUAUCUGGGCGCUGUUAACAACAUCGGCCUGAAGACAGCUUACCGACUGAUCCGCAAGCACAAGACACCUGAGCGCAUCAUUCAGAUGCUCAAGUUCGAGGGCAAGCACAGGGUUCCCGAGAACUACUUGGAAGAGUUCAAGCAGGCCGAACUCACCUUUUUGCAUCAGAGAGUCUUUUGCCCCAAGAAGAAGGACAUCGUGUUCUUCACCGAGCCCGGACCCGCUCUCAAGGUCGAUGAGAUGCCCUUCAUCGGUGCUCCGGUCGAGACUGAAUUGGCCCGGGCCAUUGCCGCCGGAGACGUCAAUCCCAUCACCAAGAAGCGGAUCGUCCUCCCGUCGUCCUCUCGCACCUCGCCGCCGUCCCCUGGUAAGAGAAGGAUCAGUCAGACCAUGGCUCCGGUCACUGUGCCGACGAGAAAUCCUGGCAAGCCGCCCGGCAAACCAAUCAACGAGUACUUUGCGAAGCACAAGCGGAUUCCCUUGGGCGAGAUGGACGCCAAUUGUUUCACCAACAACAGCCAGAACAAUUCGCCCAGCAACUCCCCUCGUCCGAUCGUCUUUCCUCUUCCGCGCCCAUACAUUGCGGGCGUGGAGGAGGCGACCCGCCCAUCUCGCCGGUAUGUCAAUCUCGAGGCUGCCCUGGGCGGAGAACGCCGUCGGAGAAGCGAGCCUGUCUCGAACCUCCUGGCGACGUACGAGACCUCAUCGAACCGCCGCAGGACCACUGGCCCGGUUGUCGACAUCUUUCAGGACGGCACCCCGUCGACAUCGACUACGAGGCCCCCCAAGAAAGCGCGCUUGUGUGAUGACGACCUUCCCACUUUGACAGACAACAACACCCCUGUGAAGAGCAAGUUUUUCACAUCUACCGAGGGAGCCGACUAUAUUCGGUCGGACGAUUCGGUCGAGGAGGCUUUCCGCAGCAUCUGCAACCAAGAGAUUGUGACCGGCACCCGCAUCGUUCACGGCUUGCCUUCGCCCGCGCCCAGCAUGCUUUCCGCAUCCAUGGACACGCCUUCUAGCAUCGUGGGUACGCCUUCCACUGUCAUGAGCACACCCUCUAGUUCCAUGAGCAAGCCCUCGGGUCUCAUGAACCGGUCUUGCAACAUGAUGAACACACCUUCCAGCUCGAAGAGCAGCACAUCCAGCAGCUCUCAGACCCCUAUUUUGACGCCUCUCCAGCGUUUGGGUUUCCAGGCUUUGCAACGCGGGAAGCCCCGGGUCGUCUCUUCUUCGGUCCUCCAACCCACCAGGCUCUCGACGUAUUCCAAGAGAUCGAGCUCGCUUUCGGUCAACCCCGCCUCGAUUCCUCUGCCUCGUGCUGAUUUGGCCGAGAUUGAGGCCCUGAGCCAGCCUGUUGGCAGCGAAGAUUUGAUUUUGCCCUCUAGUGAUGGGGAGCUCGAGCAGGAUGAGGAGGAGGGUACCAAGUAUUCCAAUGUUUCCAACAGCGGUUUGGAUUUGUCGCGGUUCAAGUACACCUGA
Molecule: messenger RNA, 2160 nt
Organism: Podospora anserina S mat+
Lineage: Eukaryota; Fungi; Ascomycota; Sordariomycetes; Sordariales; Podosporaceae
Exons: 2
Coding region: 1-2160 (719 amino acids)
Biological process (GO): DNA double-strand break processing; mismatch repair; DNA recombination
Cellular component (GO): nucleus
Molecular function (GO): metal ion binding; 5'-3' DNA exonuclease activity; DNA binding
Source: RefSeq, a predicted model, not a curated record